Molecule: messenger RNA, 555 nt
Organism: Trichomonas vaginalis G3
Lineage: Eukaryota; Parabasalia; Trichomonadida; Trichomonadidae
Product: calcium ion binding
Exons: 1
Coding region: 1-555 (184 amino acids)
Biological process (GO): centriole replication; mitotic cell cycle
Cellular component (GO): centriole; centrosome
Molecular function (GO): calcium ion binding
Source: RefSeq, a predicted model, not a curated record
AUGACUCAGCAACUUACAGGAAGAUCUGGUGAUGGAAAUUCAACAUCUCGCUCAUCCAGAUCGAAAACACAACAAAUUCAAUUAUCUGAUGAACAAAAACAAGAAAUUCGCGAAGCAUUUGAUCAAUUCGAUACAGAUGGAUCAGGAAGCAUUGAUGCAAAAGAGCUAAAGAUUGUUAUGCGAGCUUUAGGAUUCGAUCUUUCAAGAGAAGAAAUACGAACUCUCAUGAGAAAAGUUGUUGGUUCUGGAGAAGCUCCAGCAAUCGAUUUCAACUUAUUUAUGCAAAUGAUGGGUGACAUUAUAUCAAAGAGAGAUCCUGUUGCUGAAAUGCAAAAGGCUUUUGAAUUAUUCGAUAAAGAUGGCAAUGGAUCAAUAUCUCUCAAAGAUCUGAAAGCAGCUACAAUAGAACUUGGUGAAAAUCUAACAGAUGAAGAAAUUCGUUUAAUGAUUGGUGAAGCAGAUAGAGAUUUCGAUGGAGAAGUCAAUUUCAACGAAUUUGAACACGUUAUGAGACAAGUAGGUCUAUGUGGAUCAACAAAUACUGAAAAGAAAUGA